Molecule: messenger RNA, 487 nt
Organism: Gekko japonicus
Lineage: Eukaryota; Metazoa; Chordata; Lepidosauria; Squamata; Gekkonidae
Product: cytochrome c oxidase assembly protein COX19
Exons: 4
Coding region: 58-339 (93 amino acids)
Biological process (GO): mitochondrial respiratory chain complex IV assembly
Cellular component (GO): mitochondrial intermembrane space
Source: RefSeq, a predicted model, not a curated record
GUGGGGACGAUUUCGGUCCAUGCGGGCGUCCCUGGCAGGGGAGGUUGCUCCGUUGCCAUGUCGACGGCGAUGAACUUCGGGAGCAAGAGCUUUAAGCCGAAGCCGCCGGACAAAGGCGCUUUCCCCUUGGAUCAUUUCGGUGAAUGUAAAGCCUUCAAAGAAAAAUAUAUGAAGUGUCUGCGGGAGAACGGCUUUGAGAACAGCUUGUGCAGGCAGGAAUCGAAGGAAUACCUAGAAUGCAGAAUGGACAGGCAGCUGAUGGCCAGAGAACCACUGGAAAAACUAGGUUUUAAAGACCUUGUGGAAGAGAAGUUCGAAGCCAAGAACGAGAAGGCGUAAUGAAGGAAAGACAAUUCUUGGCUGCCUUUGAUGGAACGUAACACCUGCAGCAGAUCCUAUUGCAGAGAUAAUCUCCGAAAUCAACCAAGACAAGCCAUGGGAAGAAAAAACAGCAACAAUCCAAGAGAAAUGGGCCAUAUACUGGAGA